Molecule: messenger RNA, 2815 nt
Organism: Manduca sexta (tobacco hornworm)
Lineage: Eukaryota; Metazoa; Arthropoda; Insecta; Lepidoptera; Sphingidae
Product: nucleoside diphosphate kinase 7
Exons: 7
Coding region: 591-1736 (381 amino acids)
Cellular component (GO): centrosome
Source: RefSeq, a predicted model, not a curated record
UAUAUCAACAUAUUAUAGCCCGUAUAAAAAAAGGUGAAAUAGGACUGUUCUAUAAUAUACAUAUUAACACUUCCUGACUAUACGCCAUAGAAUUUCUGAAUUACACAAUGGUAUUUUACAUAGACCAUAACAUAAUUUAACAUCUACUAAGUAGUUUUUAUCUCGGAAAAGUACACAGUGAAACUUUGCAGCAAACAGGGUAACUUCCUACCUGUACGAGAUUGGCGCGGACUCCAAACUAAUGUAACACUUUUUCGUUCGAACCAAAAACUUACUAUUGUAAAUCAAUAAAGACCAUAAUGCAAUACCUUCAGAGCAAUACAAAAAGCUUAUACUUAGUGCAAUACCUAAUACCUAUAGUACUGUACCCUGAGGUUAUACCUACAUGUACAUAAGCUUAAAAGCUUCUUGGUACAUACCUUAGACAUAUAUAUUACAAUUCUCUUUGAUUAUAAUUCUCUUUGCUGAAAGCUAACGACUUUUUUCAUAAUAUUUAUAUCCAUCAAAAAUAUCCUAAUUCAGAAAUCAGGUAAUAAGAGUUUCAAGUACCGCGCCUUGCCAGAGAGAGAGUUUCAAGUUAAAACGAUAAAAUGGUUUACGAUUACUUCGACAAAUACACAUUUUUGUGUGAUAUGUAUGAUGAAGACGCUGAUGAAGUAGUGGAAUUAGUUUUAAACUUUUUUCCCUUUGAUAAUUCUGUUCAAAUCAUAAAUGCGACAAAAGGCAAAAAUCUACUUAGACGUGUUCAGUUACCGCCAUUAAAAUUAGAAAUGCUGCAAAUUGGUAAUAUCGUAAAUGUGUUUUCCAAAUUACUGCAUGUCAAAGAUUGUGCUCCCGCUACUAGAAGAGUAUUAUUUGAUAAAGUAGAAAGCACAUUCGCAAUGAUAAAACCUGUGCCACCAAGUGAGCAUGGAAAAAUAAUCACAUUCAUAAUGAAAAAAGGUUUUCGCAUAGUCCGUAUGAAGAAUGGGAAAAUUAGUAAAGACUUCGCAAUGGAACUAUAUGCAAGCAUCGCUGGCAACAACAUGAUGCCUAUUAUUAUAGACUAUGUCACUACCGGAGAAGUUAUAGGCCUAGAACUAGUAGCUCCGGACGCAGUAAAGAAAUGGCGCAGUUGCCUUGGCGCUACCGACCCUUUAGAAGCGGCGCCCGGCACUUUACGGCAAUUGUAUGGUGAAAAUAAACUAAAAAACGUUGCACACGGUUGCAACACAGUAGAAGAUGCUACACAAAUGCUUGAAUUAUUUUUUGGUUACGAAAAUGGAUUACCGAGGAUUCCAUUCAGAGCUACUCUGAAAAACUGCAGCUGUUGCGUUAUUAAACCUCACGCAGUGAUAGAGGGUAACGUCGGCUCAAUUCUAGAGCAAAUAUCAACUUCUGGAAAGUUCUACAUUUCAGCUAUGGCAAUGUUUUCCGUAAAGUUAGCUAACGCUGAAGAGUUUUACGAAAUUUAUAAGGGUGUUCUUCAGGAAUACGAGGCAAUGUGUAUACAUCUAGCUGAAGGUAAAUGCAUUGCAUUAGAAGUAAAAUGUACUGAUCCUGAAAUGAACUGUGUGUGCGAGUUUCGUAAGCUGUGCGGCCCUAGAGACCCGGAUUUAUGUCGCCAAUUAUAUCCAGAUUGCAUAAGAGCUCUUUAUGGCAAAAACAUCAUUCAUAACGCUGUUCACUGCACUGAUCUUCCAGAAGACGGGGAACUAGAAGUGGAAUACUUCUUUAAACUUCUAGCCAAUGAUUGAACUUCACUUGUUUUUAUAGUUGUUUUUUAUCACAAAAUCAUUGCCUUCAAUUUCUAUCUUGUCAUACAUCCACUUUCUAUUGACUCUGAAAAGGUAUAAAAAAAGAUUAUAAAAGGGAAAAUUUUCAUUAGGUAAUGUAGAUGUUUUUUAUUUCAUCAGAUUAGUUUGAAUAUUAAAAUAAGGUUUAGAUUAUAGUUAUAUUACAUUUGGAGACCAAGGGGUUAUUAAAAUAUGGCAUCAUUGGAUAUUAAAAAGAACAAAAUUCCUAGCGAGGAAUCAAACCUAUUCAUUUUGACAAAAACUGUGAACAUUGUCUUUAUUUAUUACAUAAAUUACAUAAAUAAAGACAAUGUUCACAUCUGUAUUCAAGUGAUACUAGCUUAUAAUGAUUUAAUUCUGGAAAGUAAUGACAUACAGCAAACAAAAAAAGGACAAAUUUAUUUCAACUUUUAUGUAAUAAAUAUUUGCAAACACCGGGCAAAGGUUGUGAUCUGGUGGAUUGUCUAUUUAUUUCUUUAACUCUGUAAAUACUAAUAUCUAAAAUAUUAGAUUUCAAAAUAAACUAAGUACUUUAAUUGAAAAAUAAAUUUUGGUAUUAAAAAUGUAAGGCUUGCUUAUGCUCCAGACAAGUCAGCAUAAUCACAUUCAGGUAAGUAUAACUAGAAAAGUUUUACAAGAAUGUUUUAUGUUGCCUCUAACACCUACCCAAUAAAUUUCAAUACUAAAUGAAUGUAUCAAUUCCAGCUUCUAAACAGAAAAAAAUAGUACAUACUUGUAUUAUAUUUUGCUGUAUAUCACAAUUAUUUGAUACCUACAGGCUACAUAUUUCCUGUUACUAUAUUGUUAGGCUUCGACGUCCUGCUUACCUACAUUCCAGGGCACAUUUAUUUGAACUGCAUUUCGGACAUGGGAAGUGACAACCCGGACAUGUUUCAUCUAAACAGUCACAAAGAUCUUUACCCGUUGCAGCUAUGAAACCACGUUCAUUAUAUAUUGUUCUAUGCUUACGGCUAAAAAUUAAAACAUAGUGUAAAUACUUGCGUUGUGUAAAUCUUUACAGAAUAAAAGACAUUUCCUUU